GCUGUUGCCGCCGCCGCCGCCGCCGCCGCCGCAGCUGCUGUUGCCGCGGUUGCUGGGGGUGGAUGAGCUCCGGAGCUGGUGGGGAACUGGUAGAGUCGCUGUUGCUGCUUUUGCCUGAAGGGUGUUUCUUCCUACGUCGCAUCCUGACUCCUGUGGUGGUGAGGGGGAGUCUCCGCGCUCACCUCGGCACGUAGUGGAAGAUGCCUCUCUUUGCCACCAAUCCCUUCGACCAGGAUGUUGAGAAAGCAACCAGUGAAAUGAAUACUGCUGAGGACUGGGGACUCAUUUUGGAUAUUUGUGAUAAAGUUGGUCAGUCUCGCACUGGACCUAAAGAUUGUCUUCGGUCUAUUAUGAGGAGGGUGAACCAUAAAGAUCCUCAUGUUGCUAUGCAAGCUUUGACUCUUCUAGGAGCAUGUGUGUCAAACUGUGGCAAAAUUUUUCAUUUAGAAGUGUGCUCAAGAGAUUUCGCUAGUGAAGUGAGCAAUGUGUUAAAUAAGGGUCAUCCUAAAGUAUGUGAAAAAUUAAAGGCUCUUAUGGUUGAAUGGACAGAUGAAUUUAAGAAUGAUCCGCAGCUUAGCCUGAUAUCAGCAAUGAUUAAGAAUCUUAAAGAACAAGGAGUUACGUUCCCAGCUAUUGGCUCUCAGGCUGCAGAACAAGCAAAAGCAAGCCCAGCUCUAGUAGCCAAGGAUCCUGGUACUGUGGCAAACAAAAAGGAAGAAGAAGAUUUAGCAAAAGCCAUUGAGUUGUCAUUGAAGGAACAAAGGCAGCAGUCCACUACCCUUUCCACCUUGUAUCCGAGCACAUCCAGUCUCUUAACCAACCACCAACAUGAAGGCCGAAAAGUCCGUGCUAUAUAUGACUUUGAAGCUGCUGAAGAUAAUGAACUUACUUUUAAAGCUGGAGAAAUUAUUACAGUUCUUGAUGACAGUGAUCCCAAUUGGUGGAAAGGUGAAACCCAUCAAGGUGUAGGGUUAUUCCCAUCUAAUUUUGUGACUGCAGAUCUCACUGCUGAGCCAGAAAUGAUUAAAACAGAGAAGAAGACGGUACAAUUUAGUGAUGACGUUCAGAUAGAGACAAUAGAGCCAGAGCCGGAACCAGCCUUUAUUGACGAAGAUAAAAUGGAUCAAUUGCUACAGAUGUUGCAAAGUACAGACCCCAGUGAUGAUCAGCCAGAUCUUCCAGAGCUGCUUCAUCUGGAAGCAAUGUGUCACCAGAUGGGACCUCUCAUUGAUGAAAAGCUAGAAGAUAUUGAUAGAAAACAUUCAGAACUCUCAGAACUUAAUGUUAAAGUGAUGGAGGCACUUUCAUUGUAUACCAAGUUAAUGAAUGAAGAUCCGAUGUAUUCUAUGUAUGCAAAAUUACAGAAUCAGCAGUAUUAUAUGCAGUCAUCUGGUGUUUCUGCUUCUCAGGUAUAUCCAGGGCCUCCACAAAGUGGUGCUUACCUGGUUGCAGGGAAUGCACAGAUGAGCCAUCUUCAGAGCUACAGCCUUCCCCCGGAGCAGCUGUCUUCUCUCAGCCAAGGAGCGGUUCCACCAUCUGCAAACCCAGCCCUUCCUGGUCAGCAGACCCACGCUGCUUACCCGAACACAAUGGUUAGUUCUGUUCAAGGAAGUACGUAUCCCAGCCAGGCUUCGGUAUAUAGUCCUCCUCCUCCUGCUGCCACUGCUGCUGAUGUCACUAUGUACCAGAAUGCAGGAACUAAUUUGUCCCAGGUGCCAAACUAUAAUUUAACAUCAUCAACACUGCCUCAGCCAGGAGGCAGCCAGCAGCCACCUCAGCCACAACAACCAUAUUCUCAGAAGGCUCUGCUAUAGGACCUGGUAUUCCUCUUUGUGGGAGAUAUCUGCUAAAUGCCGCAGACAAUAUUAGGAGAGUGAUUAAUAUCUUAAAGUUUGUUUGUCCUCAACUCAUAGGAAUCUAUCUUGAUCAGCAAAUUAAAAUAUUCAAGAAGGUAGGACUCUCUCCAGUUUGCACUGACUUUUUCGAGGUUCUCCUCCCCCUCCCCAACCCCCAGAGGAAUGAAACUACUUACAACAUUUAAUUCCUUUUAUAAUACAAAGAAUUGAUACACGAUUAUUUGUCUCGUAAAAUUACCUGGUCUGCAAAAGGUCAAACUUAUAAAAACUGUCUUGGGAAAUGUUAUGUACGUCUAUUAAUAUGUAACUUCAUUAGUGGCCAUUUGAAUCACAGUGGUGAUCAUGUGAAUAUAUUUAACACUGUUAAAUUAAUUUGCAUUGCUAUUUUAUUUUAAUCAUGAACAACUACCAUGUUUCAUAAUGUAUUGUGUACAUUUUAAAUAAUUACACUAUCCUUUUAAACUGCAAGAGAACAAAGUUGUAGCAUAUUUACUGAAGACAUUAUAUUGUCCAGGUUUCAGGUUCACAUUAAGUGGAACCUUCCUUUUACUAAUUGUGAGCUAAACAGAUGUAUAUUAUGUCUUUCUGUAGCCUCUGCAUACUGCUAGCUGUCAUCACACCAGCGUACAGUAGCUAAAUUUUUGGUAUAGUUCUAGCAAAUGAUAAUGUUCCCUUUUAAAGUUUCACAUUUUAGCAUGAUAUUUCAGGUUUGUGGGACCAUGAGACAAAAUUAAGUAGAAUGAUAUUCUUUAUAUCCUAUUUUAAAAGAAAUAAUGUUGAUUUACAUUUUCCUAGUUGAAAAUAGUAAUUAGGUUUCUAUGCUGUAUACUGUGUUUUUUUUUUUUUUUGGUGACAGUUACACCAAAGAUAGAGGCAAUGGGUAGAAAUUUUUAAACUGGAAAGAAAACAUGAAUUACACUACAUUUUUAAAAUCACUUGUAAUUAUUUAGGAUAUAAGUAAAUUCGAUUCAUCUGUCUUAGCCCACUGCUAGUCUCUUAAAAAUGUCUUUAACAUAUUGAAUCUUCAUUAAAAUGGAUAUAAGUAGA
This is a messenger RNA of Lepus europaeus (European hare), 2903 nucleotides long. RefSeq names its product signal transducing adaptor molecule (gene STAM). Lineage: Eukaryota; Metazoa; Chordata; Mammalia; Lagomorpha; Leporidae. Gene Ontology annotation, cellular component: ESCRT-0 complex. Gene Ontology annotation, biological process: protein transport to vacuole involved in ubiquitin-dependent protein catabolic process via the multivesicular body sorting pathway. The transcript has 14 exons. The record is from RefSeq and is a predicted model, not a curated record. The coding region runs from base 201 to 1814 and encodes 537 amino acids. Gene Ontology annotation, molecular function: phosphatidylinositol binding; ubiquitin binding.